Eremothecium cymbalariae DBVPG#7215 is the source of this 1980-nucleotide messenger RNA. It is a transcript of the gene SNU71, whose product is annotated as Snu71p. Gene Ontology annotation, biological process: mRNA processing. The transcript has a single exon. Lineage: Eukaryota; Fungi; Ascomycota; Saccharomycetes; Saccharomycetales; Saccharomycetaceae. The coding region runs from base 1 to 1980 and encodes 659 amino acids. The record is from RefSeq and is a predicted model, not a curated record.
AUGAACGAGUUCAUAUUCGUCUCAACACCUUUGUAUCUUGCGAAUGAUUCUAGCUGGAAAUCAAAGGUUUUAAAACCUGGUUAUACACCAAUUUUUAAGAACGACUUAUACAAGUUCGAACUAUCGUUGAAGUCCACAGCUCAAAAAUCACAAUAUCCCACAGCAGCUGCUAAGGCACUUGAUAAUCAGACUGCUUCCAUUGAUUCAAAUGAGGCAACUAAGGAUCACCGGGGUGUUAAAUAUCAAGAUAUAAGACUAUUUCUACCCAUUUCGCUGUCACAACAGUUACAUACCCUUGCAAUACAGAAUUUUCCGGAUAAUUCGGUCAAUAUAUCCGCAUUCAUUGACUGGUUAGAACUGUUUACAAUUGAGAAAUUCUCUAUAUCCAAUGAUCAGGGUCCAAAUCCCACACAUGAGGUGAUAGAAAACUGGUCAAAUGUUGUUGUAUCCACGGUGGAAAACACACAGAUUCUGUUCAUACGUCUUUCACCAUUGUCUCAAUUUUCACGUAUUGUGUUGUAUUGGAUAAAGUGGUUUGCAGAAACCACUGAUUCAGUUACUACAAUCCACACUGAUGAGAAUACCAGAAGGUAUAUUGAGGCGUCAGCUCCCGACUACAUACCUACAAUCGAGAAAGAAGAUCUCGACGCGUUAAAUGCGCGCCUCCAUGAACUACAAACGUCUACCUCAGAAACAGCGCCAGAAGUAGCAGGCAUGAUAGCCUACGAUGUCGACAUGAGCACUUUAAGUGAUCUACCGAGAGAUUCUCUUAAUCAGUUGGUCAAAGAUAUUGUUGAAUUUAGGACUCGUGUUUUGACAAUGGAAAAGGAAAAGCGAACUCAAGAAGCUUUGGAAGAGGGCAAAAGACAGCAGCGAUUCCAGUUGAAACAGGUGUUAGAGCAAAUCCGAAAAAGGAAAGGUUCUACUAUUGUUGCUGGUGAAGGUGAUGAUGUAGAUGAUGAGGACGAUGAUGUAGAUGAUGAUGAUGAUGAUGAUGGUCAGGAUGACUUCGAGAUAGAAAAAAACAGACGUGAAAAGGAAAAGGAAAAGGCAUUGAAGGAGUAUGAAGCCACACUGUCGCAUUUGAAUUCUGUUAUUAUGCCCCAACUGCGCUCUAGGGAUCAGCGGUUGUCUAUGCUCAAAGAUUAUAAGACGAAACUUCAGCGUGAAAGAGUUUUUUACCUGAAGGAAAUGCUACAUCUAGGCAAUAGCGAGUAUUACGAUCACAAGAGGUCCUUCAAAGAGGAAGAGGAACAUGCGGACGAGAAAGACAGAGCACAAACUAAUGCAGCUGUUGGUACCAAGACUGACGAUGCCACGCAGUCAGAAAAUGUUGGCAAUACCGACAAUAAUUUUAUUUUACCGCAUGACACUGAUAUAAAAAAACAAGGAUAUCCAAAGGGAACAGACUCCGCAGAUAACCCGGGUGCUUCCUCUACCGCCGCAAUUAAAGAGCCCAUCGCUAAAAAACGCAAGAUUAAGUUAGCCCUCAAAAAGGUCUUUGACUCCCGCGCACAAGAGGCAGACAGUGAAACUGAGGAAGAAGAACCAUUCCCAGUUCCCUUGGCACCAGUAUCUGCUGACACGGCUGCAUCCAUAUCAUCACCCUCCGUUUCUUCGCUCGCUGUAGUAACUCCAAUCGUUACCAAUGCUGCUGCUGCUGCUGCUGCAUCCCCAUCAACCGCAUCUGCACCUGUGCCGACACCUGCUCUCACUGGCCCCACUAACCAACUGGACACCUUGCCCUUCCAAGGAACCCUUCUUGACGCAAAAUUACGAUUGCUGCGGCAAUCUCGACUCGUUGACGAGCUCGUUAAAGAAUACCUCGGUGUUUACGAAGAUGAACUUGUAGAGUAUAUCAUUGAAAAUGUCCGCGAGCACCGCAGUCACGCUGCCUUGCUCUCUGAGCUCCAAGAAACAUUCGAUGAUGAUAGCAAUCAAAUCGUCGAUGACAUCUGGGCCAAGCUUCUGGCAUCCUGA